AUGGCUACAAACAGCUCUUCCGUCGGCGACACCAAGGGCUUCGGCGCCCCUACUGCUGACCCCGUUAUCGGUGUCGCUAAUGCGCCCAGCCAAAGCGAGGAUGCCGCCGUUAGCCAGGGCAUUCACACCCUCGAGGUCAAGUCGGUCCAUUGGUACAGCUACCUCACUACCUACGACUUCUGGAUCGUCCUCGCCCUCGGCCAGGUUCUCGCCCUGUGCAUCACGUCGACCAACACCUUUACCAGCUUCCUCGCCGAGGAGGGCACAAACAUUCCCGCCUUCCAGACCGUCUUCAACUACAUCCUCAUGUUCCUCAUCUACACCCCCAUCUUCUUGUUCAAGGAUGGUCCUCGCGAGUGGGUUCGAGUCGCCUGGACUGAUGGCUGGAAGUACUUCAUCAUGGCGUUCCUCGAUGUCCAGGGCAACUACUUUACCGUCCUGGCCUACCGUUACACCAACGUCCUCUCCGCCCAGCUCAUCAACUUCUGGGCCAUUGUCUGCGUCGUCGUCAUCUCCUUCUUCCUGCUCAAGGUCCGCUACAAGAUCUUCCAGAUCGUGGGUAUUCUCGUCUGCUGCGGUGGCAUGGGUAUCCUGAUUGGCAGCGAUCACAUCACGGGCUCCAACGGCGGAAAGGGUCUUGAUAUGGUCAAGGGUGAUCUCUUUGCCCUGCUCGGUGCCACGCUCUACGGUACUACCAAUGUCUUUGAGGAGUGGCUCGUUUCCAAGGCGCAUCUGUACCAUGUCCUGUCCUUCCUGGGUCUCUUUGGCAUGUGCAUCAACGCUGUCCAGGCUGCCAUCUUUGACCGAAAGUCCUUCGAUAACGCCACCUGGAACGGUGACGUUAUCGGUUGGAUCAUUGGUUUCACGCUGUGCUUGAACCUCUUCUAUGCGCUGGUUCCUGUCAUGCUGCGAAUGGGUAGCGCGGCUUUCCUCAACAUCUCGCUUCUGACGGCCAACUUCUGGGGUGUCAUUAUCGGCACCCGCGUCUUUGGCUACAAGAUUCACUUCCUGUACCCGAUUGCCUUCGUCCUCAUUAUCAUCGGUCAGCUCAUCUACUUUGUGACCGGCAGCAUCCUUAGCGAUUCCAAGAAGCCCUGGCUUGGAGACAACCAGGAGGAUGGUGUCCUGGGCUUUGGAACUGCCAAGCUCAAGGCUCUCAAUGCUGCUCGAAAGGCUCAGAUUGAGGCUGAGUCUGGUGGCAACGAGUCCUGA
Fusarium keratoplasticum is the source of this 1212-nucleotide messenger RNA. RefSeq lists its product as uncharacterized. NCBI's taxonomy places the organism in Eukaryota, Fungi, Ascomycota, Sordariomycetes, Hypocreales, Nectriaceae. Gene Ontology annotation, biological process: transmembrane transport. The transcript has a single exon. Bases 1 to 1212 code for a protein of 403 amino acids. The record is from RefSeq and is a predicted model, not a curated record. Gene Ontology annotation, molecular function: transmembrane transporter activity. Gene Ontology annotation, cellular component: membrane.